GAUUUAUAACUGGCCUUAAUGAACUGGCAACCCUACGGCAUCUCUCUCCGGCUCUGAGCGAAACGGUCGCAUUUGAGUUGUUCGCCCAGCUCAGCUGUCAGGUUUGGGGACGUACGUACAAUCUAGAAAUGAAAAUCUGGACUUCAGAACACAUAUUCAACCAUCGCUGGGAGACCGUGACCAAGGCAGCGAUGCAGAAGUACCCCAACCCGAUGAACCCCGGCGUGGUGGGUGUGGACGUGCUGGACAGACAGGUGGACCCCCAAGGCCGCCUCCACAGCAGCAGGCUGCUCAGCACGGAGUGGGGGGUGCCCUCGUUUGUGAAGUCUAUCAUCGGAGUAUGCGGGUCCCGUACGUACAUCCAGGAGCAUUCCGUGGUGGACCCCAGAGAAAAGACCUUUGAGCUGAAAUCUACUAAUAUCAGCUUCACCAACAUGGUGUCCGUGGACGAAAGGCUUGUUUACCGGCCACACCCUCAGGACCCAGAGAAGACUGUGCUCACACAGGAGGCUCUCAUCUCUGUGAAGGGAGUCAGCCUCAGCAGCUACCUGGAGGGCCUGAUGGCCAGCACCAUCUCCACCAACGCAAGCAAGGGGCGAGAGGCGAUGGAGUGGGUGAUUCGCCGGCUGAACGAGGAGAUCGAGGACCUGGCGGCCACGGCGCGGGACACUCUGCUAACCCCCAUGGCCGCCGCCGCCACGGAGCAGUGACCAACCGCGCGUCCGCCCCCCCGGCCCCGCCCACACCAGGCCCCGCCCCCUCCUCCCACCGCGGGAAACUCCCGCGGUCAUUGGCUAUCUAUAUUAGAUAUGAGCAUUCUCAGUGCGGAGCACACUGCUCCUUUAAAACUCUAUGGGGUGGGGUUGGGGGUCGGGGGUCGGGGGUUCUGCAUGCGGGACGUCCCGGCAGAUGCAGCCAAACUUCAGCGGACAGAAGAGACGUUUCAUUUUCCCCUCCGUUACGUUUACACCUCCCUGCACUCGCAUUCUCUCUAUCGCUACACCUGCGCUAUGCUAGCAGACACUGUGCUCCAGACCCUGCGCUACAGACUGUGCUGAGCUCACCUGGCUGCAGGUACAAGCUCUGCACUAGCAGACCCUGUGCUACAGACCCUGCGCUACAGACUCUGCGCUACAGACCCUGCGCUACAGACUCUGUGCUGAGCUCACUUGGCUGCAGGUACAAGCUCUGCGUUAGACCCUGCGCUACAGACUCUGUGCUGAGCUCACCUGGCUGCAGGUACAAGCUCUGCGCUACAGACCCUGUGCUGAGCUCACCUGGCUGCAGGUACAAGCUCUGCGCUACAGACUCUCUGCUAGCUCACCUGGCUGCAGGUACAAGCUCUGCGCUACAGACUCUCUGCUAGCUCACCUGGCUGCAAGUACAAGCUCUGCGCUACAGACUCUGUGCUAGCUCACCUGGCUGCAAGUACAAGCUCUGUGCUACAGACUCUGUGCUAGCUCACCUGGCUGCAAGUACAAGCUCUGUGCUACAGACCCUGUGCUAGCUCACCUGGCUGCAAGUACAAGCUGUGCGCUACAGACUCUGUGCUAGCUCACCUGGCUGCAAGUACAAGCUCUGUGCUACAGACCCUGUGCUAGCUCACCUGGCUGCAGGUACAAGCUCUGCGCUACAGACCCUGUGCUAGCUCACCUGGCUGCAGGUACACGCUCUGCGCUACCUGUGAGCCCGGCAGCGGGUGCGAGGUUUCGGAACGCCAGCGGUACGGGGCUGGGAACCCGAUGGACGGAGGUCACUCUCACGCGGCCAAAACUACGGGGACGAACAAAAAACGGAUUGUGGACCUGUGGAACUCUGAACAAACUUCUCAGGAUUCGGUGGUGUGUGUGUGUGUGUGUGCGUGCGUGUGUGUGCGCUUGUGUGCAUGUGAAGGAGGGCUGUGGUUUCAUUAACUCAGCUGAAAGCACUCUAACAGGUGGUUCUGCCAGACAGACAUCUCCACACUUGAAUGUCAUGUACUGUAAACUCAUUUUGUUUUUAUUUAUCAUCAUUUCUAUCAUCAGCGAUGGUAGCUUAACAAACCGAACAAAGAAGACAUUUAAAAGCAGGUUAUGCUUUAUUUUAUUAUGGGAAAAAAAAAAAAAAACGGUCAAAUGCAUUGUAGCCAAUCAGUUAUGCUUUCGCAUAAUGUUAGAUGCAAGACUGAGGUAAAAAAAAAAGUAUUGAAAAAAAAAACACCAAAUAGAGAGGAAUGCACUGCAGCGAAUGAGGAAUGUGUAUUUAUUUGGAACGCUCGUGUUUCUGAAUGCCAGUGUGUAUAAAGAGGGUCCAAAACUCUGUACAUACCUCUGAGCUAACUUCUGCAUCUAUCAGUGGCCACACUUAUACGCCUGAUGCACUUAAUUAAGGCUUCAAUGCUUUAUUUAAAAAAAAAAUUAAAAAAAACAAAAAAAAAACUGUUAUGCAGUUCUUAGGCAUUAGUGAAAUUGCAGUGAUGCUAAGAAGGUAAACUAAUUAUCCCUUAAUUACACGCAAACCCGACCCUAUGGGGAGUGUUCUCGUGUUUUACUGUGACCUUGCUAUUGCAUUGCGGUAUUGUGCAAGUUUGGAUCUGUUACACCUGUCGCUACCUAAAAACACCACUCUACCUGUGCAUCUUUUCUUUGUAGGUGAGUGUCUGCUUGACUGCCAAGACUUGAGUGUGUGUUUUUACGUGUUACUCACUAGAAAAGAAAAGUAUUACCGUGAAGUGUUUCUUAGUUACUGCAAAUUCUGUCUUCUGUUGAAAAUAUGUUCAUGUGUUGACGUGAGUGUGAGAAGCUUUUUGAAACUGCCGCCUGAGCAGUCUAACCGUUUGUGACGUUGGACAUGGACCGUUUAAAAUGUUAUUUUUGAGCUCGAGCGAUUUAACGUAAACGGCACUACUGUAUAAACCCAGGCCAGUGAAUUUCCUCAGCUACCCCCUGGUUGUUAAGAGUUCCCACGGCUAACAUUAUUUCAUUAUGAAUAUAUAAAAUACCUCCUGACAUAAAGAAAA
Messenger RNA from Anguilla rostrata (American eel), 2998 nucleotides. Its product is annotated as PRELI domain containing protein 3B-like. The coding region runs from base 129 to 710 and encodes 193 amino acids. NCBI's taxonomy places the organism in Eukaryota, Metazoa, Chordata, Actinopteri, Anguilliformes, Anguillidae. Gene Ontology annotation, cellular component: mitochondrial intermembrane space. The record is from RefSeq and is a predicted model, not a curated record. Gene Ontology annotation, molecular function: phosphatidic acid transfer activity. Gene Ontology annotation, biological process: phospholipid transport. The transcript has 6 exons.